Nicotiana tabacum (common tobacco) is the source of this 1482-nucleotide messenger RNA. The record is from RefSeq and is a predicted model, not a curated record. NCBI's taxonomy places the organism in Eukaryota, Viridiplantae, Streptophyta, Magnoliopsida, Solanales, Solanaceae.
AUGGACCAGGAUAUAUCCCGCUGGUACAUCUGGGAUGAUCUUGCUAGAGAUUUCGUCAGGCAGUUCCAGUACAACAUUGAUAUUGCUCCAGAUAGGAACUCAUUGACAAACUUGAAAAAAGAAAUCAUCAGAAAGCUUCCAAGACCUGUUCCUCAAACUAGGCAAAACCCAGCGUCACCCGCUUACAGAGCCGGUACCCGAUGCGCCUAUCACUCAGGGGCAGAAGGGCAUGACACGGAUGAUUGCUGGACCCUAAAGAGAGCCGUGGAGAACUUGAUAGAACAAAUGAAGAUAGUGUUGAGGGAAGAAGAUGUUCCCAAUGUGACCAACAACCCACUGCCAGCCCACAACAACGGGACGGUAAUUGGAAUGAUUUUUGAGGAUAAGGAAUUUGACCCAGCAUUGAAGGCCAUCAUUGCCAUUGCUGACGAAGAAAAGAAACCAAAAGCUGUCCCGAAGAGAUUCGAGCUGAACAAAACAACCCAGAUGUAUGUGCCCAAGGGGGCUUAUGUGAUGCGGGGGCCAAUUAAGUCAUCGAGGCUGAAUGAGCCCGUGGUUAUUGGACGCGCGCCACAGAAGCCCAUGAAAUAUCCUACUGUUGUGCCCUGGAACUACAACAAAACGGUGGUGACCUAUAAGGGCAAAGAAAUCUCAGUAGAAGUUCAAGAAAAUAACCCUGUUGAAAAGUAUUCCAAUUUGGAAGAGGUGAACAACGCUACUAGAAAGCGCUUCCCACUUAAGAAGCCCGUGAGUGCCAAAGAAGCGGAGGCUUUCUUUCAAAACAUGAAAAUGGCAGAUUAUGAGGUGAUUGACCAGCUUCGAAAAUUUCCCGAACAAGUCUCCUUGUUGGCUUUGUUGAUGAAUUCCGCUGAACAUCAGAAGGUAUUGAUUAAGACCCUUAACGAAGCAUAUGUGCCUGUUGACACUUCUGUAGAGCAGUUGGAGAGAAUGGCAGAAAGUUUUUUCGCAAUCAACCAGAUCACUUUCAGCAAAAAUGAUUUGCCCUCAGAAGGGGCCACACAUAACAAAGCCCUGCACCUAACAGUCAAAUGCAAAGGGCACUACGUGAAAAGGGUUAUGUUGGACGGAGGCUCUGGAGUAGACAUUUGCCCACUUUCAACUCUACAGCGCAUGAAAAUCGGGACCGAAAUAAUCCGACCCAACAAUGUCUGCGUACGUGCCUUCAAUGGCAUCAAAAGGGACACAAUUGGAGAGAUCGAUCUAAUUCUGACCAUCGACCCAGUAGACUUUGAAAUGGUGAAGUUUGAGCAUGAGGAUCAAGAGAUCGUGGUCUACAGAGAAGAUGAACAAUCAAUUUAUCGGGACCCAUCAGUCCCAUGUCUUGAAGCAAGAGAGGGGAGUGAGCACAUAGUUUAUCAGGCUUUUGAAAUUGUGGUUGCAGACCAGUACAAAGAAGGAAACCCUUGCCCCCAACCCUUCCUUUCUAAUGCAUCAAUCAUGGUGGCCAAAGAAAUGAUCUGA